UCCACACUUCAAACCAACAUGGCGACCGAUACCAAAACAGCCAUUGUGCCCUCUAAGCGGGCUAACACCGAUUACCCGUUGAUCGAUUCCGACCCGCAUUUGAAGCGAGUGUUCGGAUAUGCCCGGCCUUCCGACUGGGCCGUGGCUGGCGGUAUGGCCUCAGCUGCUCCCAUCUCGUUCUGGAUCAUGGAGAGAGCUAGCCCGUCGCAUGUAGGCCGCGGUGGCUUCGCUCCUGUUAUGCGACUUGCUACAGCUGUUGGUCUGCUUGGUGGCCUUCAUGUCCUCUAUCAGCGAUCCUGCCAGCGCUUUUACGGCUUCACUGAGAAUGCUAGAGAGGUCGAAAUGGAUACUCGUGAGAUGGUCGACAAAGUCAAGAAGGGCGAGCCUCUGUACGGUAAAUCCCAAAUGUCGUCUUAUCUACAAGGCGUAGCCGCCCGCAACUCGCGGUACUCAGAACUUUUCAUCCACGUUGUCCCAUGGUUCAACUUUGUCAACCAUGAUCAACAUGGCGUGGACACUGCCAAAUACUACCAGCAGGCCGAGCGGGAAUUGGAGGCAGAGCGCACUGGCUCUUCAUGAACAUACACCAUCAGCUAGAAAGAAAAAAAGAAUGAUGGGCAGCCUUUCCGUUCAGUGUUGCAGAUUUGUACACAUAUCCGAUUUUGUGUGUGUUUUUGGGGGCGCAAUUGAUAUUCACAAUACAGAUUCCCGUUCUGGUCAACCUUGACGCUUAUUAUAUCUAUAUGGAGAUGCCGUUUGGAACUAAUGAUUCCCCAUUUGU
Messenger RNA from Penicillium crustosum, 781 nucleotides. Its product is annotated as putative NADH-ubiquinone oxidoreductase 21 kDa subunit. Lineage: Eukaryota; Fungi; Ascomycota; Eurotiomycetes; Eurotiales; Aspergillaceae. The record is from RefSeq and is a predicted model, not a curated record. The transcript is spliced from 5 exons. Bases 19 to 579 code for a protein of 186 amino acids.